Oppiella nova is the source of this 1175-nucleotide messenger RNA. NCBI's taxonomy places the organism in Eukaryota, Metazoa, Arthropoda, Arachnida, Sarcoptiformes, Oppiidae. The record is from the annotation of a GenBank genome assembly.
AUGCCUUCAGCGCGUGAAUCGUACGGAACGCCUAAACACGUGAUGGCAUCGACAGUGACACCGAUGGUUGAGUACGUGAGCCGCGCGACCAUUGAUGAUGUGAUGGACGAGGAUCUGAAGGAAUCCAAAGGAAAGAUGUCGGCUCGCGAGCCGUGCGUUACGUUUGGACUCAAACGAGGGAUCACUUGCGGUGAUAGUGGCCACAGAAGCAGCCAAUACAACGACCUCUCGCUGGCGAUCACCGAACCGAACGGCGCUCUCAGGUUGAGCCGAAGUGUGCAAAAGUUGGCGCCAUUUAUACGUCUGAUGAGAGCCGUCGAGUGUAUCCACUUCUGCGACUGCCUCGUGAGUCCAAUGGCUUUCAAAUGGAUUGUCACCACCUGUGAGAAUCUUCGGUGUUUGCGGUUCGACAACAUCCAGGGUCUCGUCAAAACCGAAUGGACUAAGUUUGUCAAACCAUUGUCAGCAAAACUCAUACACUUCUCAUACGCGGGAAACACACUAAACGAUUGGAGAAGUUUGGCGGCAAUGGUGUUAUCGUUCGCAUUACUGGAAUCGCUGGCAAUCUCUGAUUGUGUCCAGGAUUUAGUGCCAGUAUUUCGAGGAAUGAGCCAAACGGUGGACAGUCUGACAAUCAGUCGAUGCGAUCGACUCAAUGCUCGGGCAGUCCGGGCACUCAAGCGCUCAAAUGGACCGCAAAUCAGAUUUCUGGCCAUCGAUUUCACAAACGUUACUAAAUGUCUGUCCGUUAUUCAAGCCUUUUAUGACAUAUUAGGCGAUAGUUUGCUGUAUUUUAAGGCCACGAAUAUAGCCGGCGAAGACUUCUCUCAAUUCACUCAUAACUUAACCCAAAAGUCAAUGACAAAUGUCUUCGCGACGACAAUCCAUUGCUGAAAAGGUUUGCCAAUAAUUUGCGAGUCAUUGAGAUGAGAGGUCCGUUGUCUCCCAGUCUGUUGAGUCGAUUGUCCGAUAAAUUGCCCGUUUGUCGGCAACUGCGGCUAAACCGCUGCGAUGUGUACUGCGAUUGCGGACAGGGAUUGAAUGAACUGCUAGACGGCCGCAGCUACUCAUGUGUUGCCUGUUAUAAGAGGGUCCAGAAGUCACUCUUUGACUCUUAUCUCAAAUAUAUUUCUCUGAAUGGCGACGAAUACGAGCGAUGAGACAAUGUAUAUGUU